Cuscuta epithymum is the source of this 1544-nucleotide messenger RNA. NCBI's taxonomy places the organism in Eukaryota, Viridiplantae, Streptophyta, Magnoliopsida, Solanales, Convolvulaceae. The record is from the annotation of a GenBank genome assembly.
AUUAUAAGUAAGGUAUACCAGUUACGCAUCUGCUAUUAAUUACUUGGGUACCAUAAAAUUUAACAUAAGUUAAACAAUGAAUUAUUUAGGUAUAGCACUGUAACAUACUAACAUUCAAACAUAUUGACCCAUACUAGCUAGCACAAAUUGGCAUUAAGUUGGUAGUUUUGAUAACUAGUUGCUGGUUUUGAAAGAGUUGCCAACUAGCUAACACAAAUUGGCAUCUCUAUUAUACAAGUAUAUAUAUUGGGUCCAUAUAGUUGAUGAAUCACAUGCAUUGCUUAUUAGGGUUUUCUCUACUAACUCUCUGCCUUCACUGACUCACUGUUCUAUAUAAACUGCACUCUCCAGAAUCUGUCAUUCCCAUCAUCACCAUCUCUGAAUUUUUAGCUUCUUGAGUUCACCAUGGAGACCUCAAAGCUCACAGCUUUUCUCUUCUCCAUUCUUUUCAUUUCCUCAGCCACUCCCACUUUGGGCUGUGGGGGUUGUGACCAGCCCAGUCACGGCCGUCCCAGUCACGGAGGUCACAAGCCGAAACCCUACCCACCGGUGGUCAAGCCGCCGGGGAUUCUCCCUCCGGUCACCCUCCCGCCAAUCCUCAACCCUCCGGUGACCCUCCCGCCAGUCACUAAGCCGCCAGUAGACCUACCUCCGGUCACUCUCCCGCCCGUGACUAAGCCGCCGGUCACCCUGCCCCCGGUCACCCUCCCUCCCGUAGUUACUCCUCCGAUAACGAACCCGCCCUCGUACGGGAGCGGGGGCAAGGGGUCCGGGGGCAAGCCGUGUCCGACACCCCCGGCGACGUGCCCGAUCGACACCCUGAAGCUCGGCGCGUGCGUGGACAUUCUGGGAGGUCUGAUUCACAUAGGGCUGGGCGACCCCGCCGUGAACGAGUGCUGCCCCGUCAUUCAAGGGCUGGUGGAGCUUGAGGCGGCGGCGUGCCUGUGUACAACCCUAAAGAUUAGGGCACUGAACCUUAAUCUUUAUGUCCCGCUUGCCCUUCAGCUGCUUAUCACCUGCGGGAAGACUCCUCCUCCUGGUUACACUUGCUCUGUGUAAAACAGCUCAGGCCAUGGCUGUGCCAACGCUUACUAAUUUGCAGGUUUUGGCUGUAGGUUUGAUGAAUUGACAUGAAAGGAUGUCAACAGUGAAGCAUGUGAUUUGUGUUUGUCACUUUUCUAUGAAUCCUCAUCCCACCCAUAUUUCUUUCAAUCUUUUUUCCAAUCUUUCUACUAUAGUGUGUGGUAGACCUGUCCACUGUGUUGAUUCGAACUGUACGAGCACCUUUUGCUGUAUUUGAAUAGUAUUUUAUUUCAAGUGUUUUGUUACAACUUUUUUAUAUUCCGAGUCAUAGAUUGAAAUUUCAAGUGGCGUUCCACAGUUAGAUUUUUUUCAUUAUUGUUGUUAGACUUGUUACAACUUAAUUAUGAACUCCCUUGUCCCGUUUUGUACACCUUCCGUGUAUGCCAUUUCCUUACAAAUAAAAUCCACCAAUAUAUGUUGUGAAAGGACAGCUAAUAUGAAUCAAUUUAAAUUCAUUAAUC